GUGUCGUCGUUUGAUGGUGCGUGAAAGACAUGGGACUUGGCCGUCAGGCCGCUUAGGACAUUUCGUGAAACCGCUCUCUCUCUCAGAACAACCCGACAAGCCUUCAGAUCCGUACACACACGCAUCAGGUCAUCCUGCUGAUUUGAGCGGGGAGUGGCGUCGUGCUGCUGAUGGGUGGCUUGUGUGAAUUGUGGAAGAAGACCUGCACACACACCGAUGGAUGGAUGGAUAGAUGUGUGUCAGACUCUCUGUCUGGCUGGCUGUCUGUCUGUUUCUCUUUGCCGCCGUCUUUGCCCUGUGGCGUGUUCGCUUGCUCUUUGCCCUCUCGCGAUGUGGUGUGACAACUCGAGUGACUCGCUACGCCGUUCUCUCGGCCGAAUGCGUCACACGGCCGCAUCGCCUCACCUCGUAGGGUUCAGGGUAUCAAACCCUGCACCCACAAACCCUGUCUGUGACCGAGGAGCCAUGGCACCCACAAACUCUGCCGCUGCUGGUGGUGCUAGCUCGUUGACCUCUCUCUGAUCUGUCCAUCUGAGCAUCGAACGAGGUGAGCAGCACACAGAUCUGUGAGCAGAAAUGCUCGAUGGACAUAAUCCUCUGUCUGUCGGCUCUGUCGCUCUGUGCAGCCUCUCGUCGAGCGCCUCACUCAUCUGACCGUCUUGGCCCAUCCAUCUCAGGGCUGAGAGAUGAUUCAGGCGUGGACGACGUCUUGCCUCUCGAGGAAUGGUGGGGGGGAUCAGCGAAGUGAGUUGAUGAAUCUGUGUGACGUCUUCCAGUCCGACGAGGACCAUUACGGCAAGGGGCUGAUGCUGAAGACCAACACUGACGAGCUCUAUGUGAUCACCGCCGCACACGUCGCCGUUGGCGCGACGAAGGUGAAGACCGACAUCGGCAACAAAGAGCAGGAAAUGGCCGUCAAGAUGGCGUGGAUGCACGAGGGCUACCUCGCUGAUGGACACCCAGAUCUCGCCCUACUAAGGAUUGAGCACAACGACAUCGUCCGCGCCGCACUCCGCGCCAAGCCACUUAUUGCAGCCGACAAUGUCAACCUCCGGCACGAGCUGUGUUCUGUCGACAAACAGCGGUUCUUCAAGGGCGAGAUCACGGAGAUCCGUUCAGAGGCGCCAUCGUGUGUGGCUACCGCGGCGGCAGCGGGUUCUACGGCUGGCGCAGUGGGCCCUACGGCUGGGGCACCGACUGCCGGGUCGGACCCCAGACGCAUGUUGUGGCUGCUGCUCUCGGGCAUCACGUCAAUGCCAGGCGACUCGGGAAGCCCUAUGGUGACUGCCGACGGAUAUCUCGGUGGUGUCGUCCACGGCGUGUCCCCACAGACAUCCAAGAGCAAACGGCACAUGAGCAGCACCACCAACUCUGUCACUGUCCGAGCUCACCACCCCCUCCUCUACAUCGCUCCCCUCGAUUCUCUCCGUUCGCCCAGCGAAAGUUUCGUCGCAGUCCCUCGUAAGGAGGACAACAAGCAUCUCUACGAGGCCCUGGAGCUGCUCGAGCUGAUGCCGCCCACCUUCUCCAUCAAGAAGAAUCCGAUGAUGACCAUUGCCGGCUACAAAACAAGCUACGUCACGCCGGCGGAGUCGCAGCUCCAGGAGGGGGAUGAGGCCGAUGAACCUUGGAUGAAGGCUCUCAACCGACUUGAGAUCCGCCUCAGCAAGCAGAUCAGCCGCGUGAGCGAGCAGAUCAACAGCAUGAGAGGGUAUGAGAAGGGCGAGAUGGCCACAGAAGCGAGCUUCAAGAGCCUGCGAGAGCACCUCAUGCAGCACUUCGACAUCGCCGAGGCGGACAUUGACUCGAUGACGGUCACGGAUCUCUUCAUGAAGCUCUUCAAUGAGCUCGAGAAGGACCCCUUUCCCGAGGUGCGCACACAGUCAACACACAUGUGCGCCCACCCGACACCGAGCCGCGACGCUUUCUGAGUGUUGUGAUGUGUUGUGCUGUGUCUUGUCUGUGUGUAGUGGGUGAUGCUACAGUUGCAGUUCUCGAAAGCUGCUCAUGUGCCCCCACCGAAGCUGCGGCACGGCGGCUGAUUGAGUGAGGUCGCUGGUUUAGCACGUCUUUGGCUGCAUCAGAGGGUCGCUGUUGGCAGCCACUGGAGCAUCAGACACGUUUCAGACCUAUCAGCUAGAAGCGCCACUGCGUUUGCGUUGUCCUUCACUUGUCGACUGAUGGCUUGAUGGUGAAGCCUGAAUGGUCUCUGGCAUUUCGUAUCUAUCGCAUGUCGAAAUACAC
Vitrella brassicaformis is the source of this 2244-nucleotide messenger RNA. NCBI's taxonomy places the organism in Eukaryota, Vitrellaceae. The record is from the annotation of a GenBank genome assembly.